Molecule: messenger RNA, 1518 nt
Organism: Zea mays
Lineage: Eukaryota; Viridiplantae; Streptophyta; Magnoliopsida; Poales; Poaceae
Exons: 10
Coding region: 70-966 (298 amino acids)
Cellular component (GO): plant-type vacuole membrane
Source: RefSeq, marked validated
CACACAAACCCAAAGCAGAGAGGUGAGAGGGAGAGGACCGAGGGAGAGAGGAGAGAGAGCGAUCGAGAGAUGAGGAGGGAGCUUGCCUCCCCCUUAGCUACUGCCGCCGCUGCCACGGCCGGUGCCUCCUCCUCGGCUGCCGCCUCGCUCCGGGGCUGGUGGGACGAUGUCAACGAGUCGCCCCAGUGGCAGGACGGGGCCUUCUUCUCCCUCGCCGCCGCCUACGCCCUCGUCUCCGCCGUCGCACUGAUUCAGCUCGUCAGGAUCCAGCGCCGGGUGCCCGAGUUCGGAUGGACCACGCAGAAAGUCUUCCACCUCAUGAACUUCCUUGUCAAUGGGGUCCGUGCUCUGGUGUUCGGCUUCCAUGUCCAUGUCUUCCUCCUUCGCACAAAAGUAUACAAGUUGGUGUUGCUAGAUCUCCCCGGCUUGUUGUUUUUCUCCACCUACACCUUGCUCGUGCUCUUCUGGGCAGAAAUAUACCAUCAGGCUAGGAGUCUCCCAACGGACAAGCUAAGGCCUGCAUACAUUGCCGUUAACGCCAUCAUAUACGUUGUUCAGCUUUGCAUAUGGAUAUACCUCGGAAUAAAUGAUAAUGCCGCGGUUGAGCUGGCCAGCAAAAUAUUCAUUGUAGCUGUCUCCUUUGUUGCGCUUCUUGGGUUUUCAGUAUAUGGUGGAAGGUUGUUUGUCUUGCUGAGACGUUUCCCUAUUGAAUCUAAGGGGCGGCAAAAGAAGCUGUAUGAGGUUGGGACCGUGACAGCAAUUUGUGUUACCUGCUUUCUGAUAAGAUGUGUUGUGGUCGCGCUAUCUGCAUUUGAUGCUGAUGUAUCUCUCGAGGUUUUGGACCAUCCAGUCCUGGAUUUCUUCUAUUAUAUGUUUGCGGAGAUACUCCCUUCUGCGCUGGUUCUCUUCGUCCUUCGGAAGCUUCCUCCCAAGCGGGUAUCGGCGCAAUACCACCCUAUUAACUAGGGAGUUCUUUGUUUUUAUGAUGUUACAUGCUAAGAACUCCGGAUAAGCUGGAACUGCUGAAAACCUACAUCCGGUUGUAUUGCUGUAAUAUUUUAUGGAAGCAUCCCAGGGUUGGCAAGAUGCAUCAUCACCAUCAUGCUCUAUGAGAAAAGAGUUUUGAGUGGUGCUAAUGAGUUUGUGCUACUGCUAGCCAGAGCAUCACAUGACAUCUCCAGCAGAGUACCAUACCAUUAUUUGAAUUGCAUGUGCAUUCUUGACGCGGACAAGGCCAAUGAUUUAUCGCCUUGUUGGUCCCAGUGACUUUUAUGGAGUACUUGUGUGGUAAUUGUUGGUAUUCCUGAGGACUAGAUCUGAAACUGAAAAUGCGUUAUAUCAGCUAUCGGUCGUCCUAAUAUCAAUUUUUGUUAGGCUUUUAUCUGUUUCAGCGUUCCAGAGUAGAGCCUUUAGCCUAAUGUUGUCAGGAUCUGUAAUUCGAGGAGCAGUGUUGGUAGGAUUAUUAUUGUAGUUUUGGUGCUGGAUUGUUCUGGUAAAUCGAUCGAUCUUCCAUGCUUU